This is a messenger RNA of Meleagris gallopavo (turkey), 2753 nucleotides long. Its product is annotated as urotensin-2 receptor-like. Gene Ontology annotation, biological process: regulation of blood pressure; neuropeptide signaling pathway; blood vessel diameter maintenance. Gene Ontology annotation, molecular function: urotensin II receptor activity. NCBI's taxonomy places the organism in Eukaryota, Metazoa, Chordata, Aves, Galliformes, Phasianidae. Gene Ontology annotation, cellular component: plasma membrane. The record is from RefSeq and is a predicted model, not a curated record.
GGAGAACGUACCAUAGAGUGCACGGGGGGCGGUCCUCCGGGCGGCAGCGCUCCGCCCCCAUCCGGGCGCUGUGUCGUGGUGGGAAGGGGCGGGGCUAACACGGAAGGGGGCGGGGCUAACACGAAGUGGGCGGGGCUAAGGGGAGCGCACGUGGUGCCCAGCGGCGCGCCGGCUCGCGGAAAACGCUGUAGAACGGCCGCACCGUCGGAAGGCGGGAUGGAGCCGCUCUGGAGGCAAGAGGACACUGUGAGCAUUCCGGCAGUGCUGAUUUCUCUUUGACACCCGAUGCCUUCUUACAAGGAGCGUGGCCCCAUGGAGAGCCCUUUUACUCUGUGCACUCCAUAGCACAAAGUCAAUCAGCCUGGGUGCAUAGCUGGCAGCACAGACCUGGAAGGAUGCAGAAGUUUCUAAUGUGACUCCAGAGGAGCCUGCUGCAUUUUCCUGGCAGCAUCACUCAUUUCGCCUCUGCUCGAAGCAGCUUUUUGCUUCUGCCUUAAUGCUGGAGCUGCAGAGAAGGGAGGUCCCACAGGGGUGGGUGCCAGUGCAAGGUUCCCAUUGCCAUCAGCUCUGGGAGGGGUUGGGGUGUUGCUCUGUUCACUCUUUUCUCCUUCCCAUCCUCUAAGAGGGAGAAAAGUUUCUGACAUGGAGAAAUGAGUGUUUUUUCCCAACUCCCUCCCAGUGAGGAGCUGUGCCAGCAUCCCAGUGGGUGGCAGUGGGAGCAGCCGCCGUGUUCCACCCCGCUGAGGGCAGAGGGACAAAUCCCACCUCCACUCCUGCCUCGUCCCUCCCUCGGCCGCAGGAAGGCGGGUGCAUGGAGGAUGGCUUUUCCAGGCUGUGCAAGAGAGAGCCACACAUUGAAGCUGAGCGCUACCACUCCUGCGGGUGCUGCAACUGGGACAACACAACCAGGAGCUGCGGUUCUGCAGUUUGGGAUUCCCUCCAGGGCGGUGACCUCAGGGGUGGCCGCUGGUGAGGUCCCGUCCCAGCUGCAAGGGGGGCAGUGAGGAUGGAGCCGGACGCGUGCACCCCGGAGCUGUGCUAUCCGAAGAAUGGCAGCACCCAACUCAACACCACGUCCGAUAGUGCCAGCGACCUCCUGGCCACCUCCUUCCUGGGCUGCAUCCUGGGCACCAUGUGCGUGGUGGGCGCGGCGGGGAACAUCUACACACUGGUGGUCACCACUGUCUCCAUGAGGCGCAGCGGUUCCAUGUACGUUUACAUCAUCAACUUGGCCCUGGCCGAUCUCCUCUACCUGUCCACCAUCCCCUUCGUGGUGUGCACCUACUUCGUACGGGAUUGGUACUUCGGAGACCUGGGCUGCAGGAUCCUCUUCAGCCUCGACCUCCUCACCAUGCACGCCAGCAUCUUCAUCUUGACCAUCAUGAGCACUGAGCGCUACCUGGCUGUCGCCCGCCCUCUGGCCAUGCUGCGCGGAUCAAGGGACCGUCGGCGGGCGCUCACCUUCCUGGCAUGGCUGGUGGCCUUCCUCCUUGCCCUGCCCAGCAUGAUCCUCAUCGACCUGCGCACCAGCCACCGCCACGGGGUGACCAAGCGUAUGUGCCACCCCACGUGGCGGAUGGGGCCUUACAAGGUGUACCUCACUGUCCUCUUCAACACCUGCAUCCUCGCCCCGGGCGUCACCAUCUGCUGUGUGUACGCCAAGCUGGCCAGGACCUACUGGAAGUCCCAGAGGGCUCUUGUUGCUCACGCCAAGCACACCAGCCACUGUCCCAAGCAGAAGGUGCUGUACAUGAUCUUCAGCAUCGUGCUCGCCUACUGGGCUUGCUUUGUGCCCUUCUGGCUGUGGCAGCUCUUCAGCCUCUACUGGCACGAGCGUGGGGAGCGGGGCAGCUCCACCAUCGUCCCCAUCAACUUCCUGGUGACCUGCUUGGCCUACAGCAACAGCUGCGUCAACCCCUUCCUCUACACACUGCUCUCCAAGAACUACAGUGAGUACCUGCGGAGACACCACCGGGCUGCACAGCGGGGCUCCUCCGCACAGCCACCAGCCCCCGUCCCACCCCUGGGGGGCUCCGGAGAGGAUGACUGUGGUCUGUGAGAGGUGGGUGCCCAAGGGGCAGGUGGCAGAGAUGCGGAUGCUUUUCCCUUCGUUGUGGUUCAGAGGCUCAGCCCUUUUGCUGAGGGCUGUGGCACGCUGUUGCUACCCGGGUGAGGUUGUAGCAAUAAAGGAUAAAAGUGAGGUGGCUCUGAUCACUGAACUCACUUGAGCCUUUUGAUAAAUGUGCUCCUUGUCGUUACGUUUCUACCAGUAGUUCUACUGAAAAUAAUCUAUCACCAGAUUUGUUAGAGAAACCAUUUUGCUGGAGGAAACUGGAGCCCCGGGCCCCCUCUCAUGUCAGGUGCUCUGGAAGCACUGUUCCCAGUUGGUUCAGGCAGACCUUCAGACGAGCCCAUGCUCCCUGCACAAGGGGACAGUAUCUCUUUCCCACGGGUUCCCCGGAGGGGUUAAAUCUCGCCUUUGAAAUCCAACAGAGCAAAGGCAUAAGGAGCCCUAGGCAUGGGGGACUCUGAGCAGUGUCCCCAGGUCAGUCCCAUCUGUCUGGACUCAUUUAGUCAGCAUCCGAUUAACAUUCCAUUCCAAAGUCUCCCAGACCAAAUACUUGCCCAGAACAAUUCAAUGUCUGUAGCUUUCUUGGAUCAAGGUUAGCUCAGUAGAAGAGACCAGGUUAAGUUCACAUUGCUUUCUUAUUCUCUCCUCACCACCACAUCCAGGUUCCUCUUGCAGAUCUUGU